CUGGCGGCGCGGCGCGGCCCGGACGCGUGACGGGGACGGACGGCCGGGCCGGCGGCGCUUCCGGCGGGCGCGGAGCGGGGCCCGCCAUGGGCAUCCUGGAGAAGAUCUCGGAGAUCGAGAAGGAGAUCGCCCGCACGCAGAAGAACAAAGCCACUGAGUACCACCUGGGCCUGCUGAAGGCAAAGCUUGCCAAGUACAGAGCUCAGCUGCUGGAGCCCUCCAAAUCCCCGGCUGCCAAGGGCGAGGGCUUCGAUGUGAUGAAAUCAGGAGAUGCCCGUGUGGCACUGAUUGGAUUUCCUUCUGUGGGGAAGUCCACGUUCCUCAGUUUAAUGACCUCGACUGCCAGCGAAGCCGCGUCCUACGAGUUCACCACGCUGACCUGCAUCCCAGGAGUCAUAGAGUACAAAGGAGCCAAUAUUCAGCUGCUGGAUCUGCCUGGAAUCAUCGAAGGAGCAGCUCAAGGGAAGGGCAGAGGCCGGCAGGUGAUCGCUGUGGCCAGGACAGCAGAUGUUGUCAUCAUGAUGCUGGAUGCCACCAAGGGCGAGGUGCAGAGGGCCUUGCUGGAGAAAGAACUGGAAUCUGUAGGAAUCCGGCUGAACAAAAGCAAACCAAAUAUCUACUUCAAGCCCAAGAAGGGUGGAGGCAUCUCCUUCAACUCCACUGUCACAUUGACUCAGUGCUCUGAGAAGCUGGUUCAGCUCAUCCUCCAUGAAUACAAAAUCUUCAACGCUGAGGUGCUGUUCAGAGAGGAUUGUUCCCCUGAUGAGUUCAUCGAUGUGAUUGUAGGAAACAGGGUCUACAUGCCAUGCCUCUAUGUUUAUAACAAGAUUGACCAGAUAUCCAUGGAGGAGGUGGAUCGUCUCGCUCGGAGGCCCCACAGUGUUGUCAUCAGCUGUGGCAUGAAGCUGAACCUGGACUACUUGCUGGAGAAGCUCUGGGAGUACCUGGCACUCACCUGCAUCUACACCAAGAAACGGGGACAGAGACCAGACUUUACAGAUGCCAUUAUUCUACGGAAAGGAGCCUCUGUGGAACAUGUGUGCCAUCGGAUUCACAGAUCAUUAGCCAGCCAGUUCAAAUAUGCCUUGGUGUGGGGGACAAGCACAAAGUACAGCCCUCAAAGGGUGGGCUUAACCCACAUGAUGGAGCAUGAAGAUGUCAUUCAGAUCGUAAAGAAGUAACUGCUGGUGCCUGGCCUUGCCUUUAAUCACUGCAAUUGGAACUGACCAUGUAAAAACAAAACGAAACACACCAAAAAAAAAGAAAAAAGAAAAAAAAAAGAAA
This is a messenger RNA of Passer domesticus (house sparrow), 1284 nucleotides long. RefSeq names its product developmentally regulated GTP binding protein 2 (gene DRG2). Gene Ontology annotation, biological process: cytoplasmic translation. NCBI's taxonomy places the organism in Eukaryota, Metazoa, Chordata, Aves, Passeriformes, Passeridae. Gene Ontology annotation, cellular component: cytoplasm. Gene Ontology annotation, molecular function: GTP binding; GTPase activity. The transcript has 13 exons. The record is from RefSeq and is a predicted model, not a curated record. Bases 87 to 1181 code for a protein of 364 amino acids.